Molecule: messenger RNA, 457 nt
Organism: Candidula unifasciata
Lineage: Eukaryota; Metazoa; Mollusca; Gastropoda; Stylommatophora; Geomitridae
Source: the annotation of a GenBank genome assembly
GUACAAUUGUAUUGUGUGCAUGGAAGCCAAACUGGAGAUGGUGUCAGGCAGCUGCCAGCAUCGACUGUGUUCCUGCUGCUUGUAUCUGGACAACGGUUGCCUGAAACCUGACAUGCAUAAAUGUCCAGUGUGUGGCAAAUACUUAGCCUUUCCACAGAAACGGCCCACUAUUCCUGAGGACCUUAUUGAGAUGCAAAGAUACCUGGGUGUAAAGGAGUGUCCAAACAAAGAUAGAGGUUGCAAGUUCCAGAUGUGGGACUGGGAGUUGGAUGAUCACUGCAGCAUGUGCCAGUUUGGGAAGCCUCCCACACCUUAUGUGCGCAGAUGCAGAAAACUGAGUCCAAUGAGCAAACUGGGGGUCACCUAUGAAACUAGAUCCAAGAGGAGGAGCACUGAGGGCAACAAGCCACAGCAGUCGACUGGCACGCGGAGAUCUUCCCGAUAUCUUCGCUCGUAG